AUGGGUAAGAAUACGAUGAUAAGAACAGCACUUCGUUCGCGAUUAAGUGAGAGACCUGAGCUUGAAGCAUUAUUACCUCUUGUAAAAUUAAAUGUGGGGUUUGUCUUCUGUGGAGACGAUCCCACAACGAUCCGGGAUAUCAUUGAUCAACAUCGCGUUCCCGCUCCCGCUAGACAGGGAGUCGUCGCUCCCAUCGAUGUUUAUAUCCCAGCAGGCCCCACAGGCAUGGAUCCCGGUAGUGUUUACUCUUCAUCAGUUUUAGAUAUAACUGAUGAGAAGAUAUUAACAGCAUUUAAAGAAGGCAUCACAAAUGUGGCGGCAUUCUCAAGGUCCCUUGGCUUCCCGACUGCUGCUGCUGCACCCCACAGCAUCAUCGAGGGCUUUCGGUAUUGUGCUGCUCUUUGCUUGGAUACAGACUUUGUGUUUCCUCAGAUGCAGCAGCUUAAACAAAUGGUUGAUAACCCAGAAGCAUUUGCUGCUGCUGCUGCUGCACCUGCAGCAGCUGCUGCUUCAUCAGGAGGAGCUGCUGCUGCUGCUGCACCCGCUAAAGAAGAAGAAGAAGAAGAAGAAGACGGCGACAUGGGCUUCUCUCUCUUCGAUUAA
Messenger RNA from Eimeria acervulina, 603 nucleotides. RefSeq names its product 60S acidic ribosomal protein P0, putative. Bases 1 to 603 code for a protein of 200 amino acids. NCBI's taxonomy places the organism in Eukaryota, Apicomplexa, Conoidasida, Eucoccidiorida, Eimeriidae. The record is from RefSeq and is a predicted model, not a curated record. Gene Ontology annotation, biological process: ribosomal large subunit assembly; cytoplasmic translation. The transcript has 2 exons. Gene Ontology annotation, cellular component: ribosome; cytosolic large ribosomal subunit. Gene Ontology annotation, molecular function: large ribosomal subunit rRNA binding; structural constituent of ribosome.